AUCAUUGCAAGGCAGAGUGUCCACUGCGGGUACAAGUUCUUCUCUUCUUUGGGUCAGUAGAAUAAAGGACUGGUUCCCUCUACAAGCAGGAAAGGAAGGAAGGGGCAGCUGUAGGCUGGAGUGAGUGUUUGCUCUACCUGUUGACAGAUAAAGCUAGGCAGUCGGGUCACCACGGAAUAUUCAACACUACUUGAGCUAUUAUUAUUAUAUUUGUUUAUUUAUUUAAACUGAUGGCCCUCUCACCGUCACAAGGAGACUGAACUGUUCAUUACCCAGCAAGCCCUGUACGCACCACAUGCUAACAAUGAUCAAAUCAAACAGUUUCAACCGAAGACAUCACUCCCCGACAAGACUUGUGUUACCAAGUCUACUCAAUCCUCGUGACAAGAAGAAGUCGAGUAAAUGGUCAAGGGAGAGGAGAUGGACCACUGGACUGGAGAAAGGUCAACUGCCACUGUCCUUUAACCAGGAUCCACUGGUGGCUGAUGAUAAUACCAUGAGACUAUCACAAGACACCACUACAGAUGCUAGUUUAAUGUCACUGACCAGUUGGGGGAGCUCUACUAGUGACUUUGGUAGCUCGACGGACAUAAAUGAGCCACUUAGAUCCACAACCCCAACCCCUGACCAUCACUUCUCCCAACAAGACGUGCUCCAGGAAUUACAGCAACACCAGCAGUUUAGCAAAUCCCUGGAGGCUGAGUCCAACCAUCAGUACCAGCUCUCCUAUGAACUAGCUGUAGAUAAUUCACCAUUGUCACCUUCCACCUAUGGACCAAGCACACAGGUAACUCAGUGUCUUUAUGUGAUAAGAGAGUUACUAACUACUGAGAGGAGGUACAUAGCAGAUCUAACAGAUAUCAUUGAGGGGUAUCAUAAACCAUUUAUUAGUAAGAUUGGUUCACUGUCCAUUACUCAUGAAGAUGUCUCUAACCUGUUUGGUAACAUUGAUGAAAUAAGAGCCUUCCAUUGGACUAUAUUUGAUGCUCUUCAAUUUUGUGGACAUGACUAUCAGAAAAUAGGUCAAUGCUUCAUAGACAAGGCUCAAGAGUUCAAGUUAUAUUCUCUUUACUGUAACAACUACCCUCGAUUAGUACAGACUCUGGCUAAGAUCUCAACGGAUAAGUCCGUCUCUCGUUUCAUUAAAAACUGUCAGCAGAGACUCAACCACCCCCUCCCACUGGGAGCGUACUUACUGAAACCAGUUCAACGGGUUUUGAAAUACUCACUGCUUCUAAAGGAACUUGUAAAGCACAUGACAUUAUCAGACAACGGACUCGUUGAAAUGAAGAUGGCUCUGGAUCACAUGACUGAAGUGUCGGAACACAUUAAUGAGAUGCAGAAGAAAUAUGAUUCAGUUGUUCACACUCAAGAGAUACAGUCACUGCUCACCGGAUGGGAGGGACCAGAGUUAACUACAUAUGGUGACAUUGUACUAGAAGACAGUUUCCGGGUUAUGUUGAAUAAAAGUGGCUCUCUCAGACCAGCUCAAACCGGGUUCAAGACCAUUAAAGAUGCCUACGUGUUUCUAUUUCAGAAAUUAAUUCUAAUUGUUAAGAAGAAAGAUGAAGGAUAUCAGUACAAGCUGAGUGUGAAGGUAGCUGAUGCUCAGUUGACGGAGCACCUCAAGGAUCAGACCAGUUUCCAAAUAAGGCAAAUAUCAAGCAAAAGUACUUUAACAUUCCAGGCGAAGAGUGCUGAGCAGAAGCAGCUGUGGAGUGACAGCUUCAAAAGGUUACUAAUGGAAAGCCUUCCAGGUCUACCUGACAAAGCUAGACAGUUGAUAAUGGCUGGAUUCACAACUGAUUUACAUACAACCCAUCAAGAAGCACCAAAGAGUUUUACACUUGACAGAAAACAUUAUAAAAAAGAAGAGAGAAGUGAGAGUCCGUCUAAAGCGACCCGACACUCACUGGCCCCUCUCAGUACUAAUCCAGCUGCUUUAAGACAACACUCAUCUCCUAUUGGUUCCAAGUCAGCUAAACCUGUCAUAUCUCUGAUAGGACCAAUAGCCACUGGAGCCUUCAUUACAACUGGAGCUAGUAAUAAUAAUAUACCGGAAUCACCUUCAGGAGGGAAGAAAGGGAAGGUACGAGUACCUCACGGGGUACCCUGGACCAGGAGUGACUCUGAUCCAAACCUCAUGGAUGGAUACGAUCAAAAGUUAACGGAACCACCUGCUAAAAACUUGCCUUCAUCUCUCGCCUCCAGUCCUGUUGCUAGGAUACCAGGUACCAUUAACCUCAGCCGACCGGCCCCGUUAAACCACUCCCCUUUGGCCACACCUACUAAUAAAGAGACUCCGGUACGUUCAUCAGUUUCCUCUCCUGAUCUGAAGAGACCACAUCCACUGCCACUCCUACCAGUACAACUGGAUGACGAUCCCCUCCCUCCAUCCUCUCCUGUAUUAAUAAUCUCUCCUCCUGUUAUAGACUCCCUUGUAGCCCCGCCCUCUUCCUCUACCCCUCCUUCCUUUCUCAAUAGUCCUUCAGUAGCUCCUCCCUUUCACUCUCGCUCCAGGUCAGCCUCUUCAAAGGAGCCGUCACUAGAUACCAUACCCUCCAUUGAUAACACUCCACGCAACUCAGUUAUUGAAGGAAACAUUCCUGACCACACCCACUUUGACUCCACCUCUUUUCCUAAUACUGAUGACUCUGCUAGGGAUCACGCCUCUCCUACUGGCCACACCCCCUCUCCUCUACCUGUCUUCAUGUUCCCCUCUGAUCCUCCUACUGAUAUCAUUCCAGUUCAAACUAAUGGAGACAUUCUAUUGGAACCUCCCCCGUCCUUUGGGGCGGAGCCUAUUGUUACGCAAUACACCUUGGACACUGGACCACAGGACACUGGACCAGUAGACACUGGACCAGUGGACACUGGACGAGAGGAAAGGAACCAGUUGCUGUUUGAGGAACUAAUGAACAUGCCUUCUUCAUCAUUAGUGUCUUCAUCAGCCCCACCUACUUUAACAUCUCCGCCCACUUUACCACUGAAUGAAACUCCGCCUCCUUCCACGCCUCCUUCAACACCGACUCAUUCACCUUCACUGUCAGCCCAACCCCCUUUAACUCCGCCCUCUCCUCAGCUAUCAGUCCCGCCCCCUCCCCCGCCCACUCAUUCCUCGUUAUUCGGUGAAGAUGAGCAGCAACACUUGAUUAAAGUGCUGAGUCAGCAUCAUGACGUGGUUGAUGAUGAACUGACUCCAAGAGAGGAAGUGGGUGGGGCUGACCCCGCCCCAGUCCUUAACACAGACCAGCCUAUUGUGUUUCAAGCUGAAGGUGACGCUAGGUCUAGUCCAUCAGGCAAGGUCCCACUGAGACUGAAACUGGUAUCACCUGGUGAGUUCCCACCUCCUGUCACUGAUUAUCGGAGACAGACCACACCCUAUACCAGUAUUGAAGACAUGCCCUCAUUAUUUGAUGAUGCACUACCUGACACUCCCACCACUCCUGUCUGUCACCCUCUCUCUACUCCUCCCCCUUCCUCCCCUCUCCCUCCCUCCUCUCCUCCUAUCUCUCCCCUCGUUAACUCGUUCUCUCGUCCGGCUGAGUCUUUAGAGGAUUUUGAAAGCUCUUCCCCCAGUGUUAGGCGUUGGCACAGUUUCCAUGGUGAUAAGAACAGGAGGGUCUUUAGAUCAUUGACUGAUAAUUCAAUGCAUAAAGUUCCGUCUUCACCGAGAAAAGAUAAGAAAGAUAAGUCCCAGAGUAAGGCGGAGUCAGCUAGUAAGCUUGGAUUUUUACGAAAUAAAAGUUUUGGUAAAUCAAACACCAUAGCUGCUCGCCCAAUUUCAUUGGUCGGUUUAGUUCAUUCAACAAGAGAUGAUUCUGAUCUUGUUGAUCUCUCUGAUGCCAUUGAAAUGAGCAAACGCCACAAAGCUCAAACUCCAGACUAUAUCCUACUCCCACCUGCUGAGUUCAGAGCCCAUGAUGAUGAUACUGAUACAACUUCACCCGAGACCAUUGGAUACUCUCCCCCUCUAUCUUCAUCAUCUUCGGCUGCUAAAAGGAAAAUAAGUACAGGAACUAACGAAGAGAAUACAGUCUCAUCUUUAUCAAAUAUAUCAUCAUCUUCUAAUUCUGUGACUUCUCCUGAUGGAGGGAGAAAGAAGAACCGUUGGUCUUUACUGAGAACCAAAACCUCCUCCAGUAGAGAGGAGGAGGGGAGACAUGACCUCUCACCGACACACUCCAAGAUACACUCUGAACCUCAGGGCAGUGAUGGGAUCAGUGAGAGAUCAAGGGAUCAGAUCAAAGAUGAGAAAUCAAAGAGUUUGUUUAACGUUGACUCAAAUGACACUAGACGCCGGAGUAAAUCAAUAAAAGAGAAGAGAAGGACCGGCACCUCUUCAAGUGAAAGAGCAGAGCUAGCAAACACUCUACCAGCUGGUAAGGAGCGGAAACAGUCCAGGGUACGUAACAUGGCAAGGGAAUACUCCAAACGUAUCAAGAAACAGACCGCAACUGCUGAAUCAGCAGCUACUACUGCCGGUACCAGUACUGAUUCAAAUGAUGAGAUAGCCCCAAAGUGGGUCAUUGGCCUGAGAGAAAGAAGGAGACAAACUAACACAAUAGGAGCUAACAGACACAGCAUGAUCAGUCAAGCAGAUGAAGAAUGGAUACUCAAUCACACCACCAGCCCACUGACUCCUACCUCAAUACACUCUGAGGUCCCACCUGGUUUCCACUCACCAACGUCCAUUGACUCACCCCCCAUGACCCCGGACCCCUCCUGGGGGGCAGCCAUUAUUACUCCUUCAAUAUCUUUCUCAGCCGAGCAUGAGGUUAUAGAAAGACCAAAAUCAACAGAUCCCAGAGAACUAAAGUCAAUUCAUAGCAACCUCCAGCGAUUCUCUAGCGAGACUGUACUGAGCCAGUCUACGGAGGAGGAGGAGAAGAAGUCCCCGUCCAAAGGCGGUAGUGGUCAGAAGGACGGAGGGGGGCGGGGGAAAGGUGGGAGGAGUUGGGUUAGAUCACUUGUUUCACGAUUUAAUUCAAAUAAAUAAAUAAAUCGAAAUCAUUCAAUUUUAAAUCAAUAAUAUCUUCAAGACAUUUAUUAUUAUUAUUUGUGAUUUUAUUAUCUCUCAUUACAUGUGGCAUAUUAUUAUUAUUAUUAUUAUUUUGUGAUUUUU
Messenger RNA from Amphimedon queenslandica, 5125 nucleotides. RefSeq lists its product as uncharacterized. NCBI's taxonomy places the organism in Eukaryota, Metazoa, Porifera, Demospongiae, Haplosclerida, Niphatidae. Gene Ontology annotation, molecular function: guanyl-nucleotide exchange factor activity; small GTPase binding. The record is from RefSeq and is a predicted model, not a curated record. Gene Ontology annotation, biological process: intracellular signal transduction. The transcript is spliced from 21 exons. Bases 296 to 4999 code for a protein of 1567 amino acids.